Messenger RNA from Physeter macrocephalus (sperm whale), 1077 nucleotides. RefSeq lists its product as uncharacterized. The record is from RefSeq and is a predicted model, not a curated record. The coding region runs from base 138 to 509 and encodes 123 amino acids. NCBI's taxonomy places the organism in Eukaryota, Metazoa, Chordata, Mammalia, Artiodactyla, Physeteridae. The transcript has a single exon.
CAGGUCUGUUUCAAGAUUACAAAGACAUAUCAACAUAUCAACAUUACAAAAGUUUUUGGGUUUUUUUUUUUGGCCACGCCGCGCGGGAUCUUAGUUCCCAGACCAGGGAUUGAACCCAGUGAAAGCACCGGGCAGCAAUGGGUGCUCCAGGGGGAAAGAUCAACCGGCCGCGAACGGAGCUGAAGAAGAAGCUGUUCAAGCGACGGCGGGUGUUGAACCGGGAGCGGCGACUGAAGCACCGGGUAGUCGGGGCUGUGAUAGACCAAGGGCUGAUCACGAGGCACCACCUCAAGAAGCGGGCAUCCAGUGCACGUGCCAACAUUACUCUGUCUGGGAAGAAGCGCAGAAAACUCCUCCAGCAGAUCCGGCUUGCCCAGAAAGAGAAAGCAGCCAUGGAAGUGGAAGGCCCCCUCAAGUCAGCCAGGACUAGUGAACCACAGCCUAAAUCAAAAAAGAAGACAAAAGCCCCACAGGAUGUAGACAUGGAGGACCUUGAAGAUAAGAGCUAAAUCUCACACCCCUUCCACCAGAAGAUUCUCAGCUGGAGCCAGGAGGACUCGAUAGUUAUUUCAGAGGACUUUGGAGAAAGCGUUGCUCCUUUUCACUGUCCCCAGAUUCCCUAAUGGCCUAGUGACCUGCCCUGGAGGGAUGUAUUGAGAGGAAGAGGGUAGAAAAUAAAGAUUGGAGAGGGGGUCCUAAGCAGUCAACUCCAUUUGUAAUAAAGCCCUAGCAUUCUCACUGAGAUGUGUGUGAUUAAAUGUAGGAAUGGGGAUAGGCCAUGAAAAGGGGCUGUGAGUGUGGAAACAAGACAAUUGGGAAACAGGACCCACAGUUCUUACUUGACCAAAGGCAACAAGAAGCCACUCUCCAUGAUGGCCCUGUCUCCCCGAUGAGUGACACUCCAACUUUCCAUUUCUGACAAAAAUAAGGUGUUCUGUAGAGAUGGCAGAGGAGGUAAGGGUCUUGAUACUGGCCUUGCCACCUCCCCUGUGUGACCAGGGUGGACAAGUGACCGUGGUUGUCUCUGCUUCCUUUGCUGGAUUAUAUUUUUAAUAAAGUGAACAUUAUUUUUCCCUU